UGCUCCUUGUGCUCAGUUGCUCACACACACUGUUCAUUUGUAAUCAUUUCUGUUGAAGUGCCCUGUGUACAGCUGCUCCGUGCUUUUGUAGCCUUCUCAUCUGCUGCAGGGUCACGUUCAGUCAUUCAUUCAGAUAGCUGGGAUCUUAAAUGCAAGCUCUUGUUAGCUCACUUCUCUUUCCUUUGGCCCUGCCACUCUGCCCCCUCCCCCUUCUAUCACAUACAGACAGCUACAGCCUUGGCUAGGGAGCUAUCAGACAGUUACACACGUUUACAACAACAGGAGAGAACCAGGCAGACAAAAGGUGACUGCAAAUCUCAUCAUGGCAUCAGGAGCUCUACAAUUCUUCGCUUUUGUCCUCGCCUUGUUCGGGGUGUUUGGCGCAAUCACAGCCACCUUACUGCCCAACUGGAAAGUGAAUGCAGACCUGGGUUCAAACAUCAUCACAGCCAUAACUCAGAUGCAAGGGCUCUGGAUGGACUGCACAUGGUACAGCACCGGGAUGUUUAGCUGCACACUGAAAUAUUCAAUUCUUUCCCUCCCUGUUUACAUCCAAACAGCACGGACCACCAUGGUUUUGUCUUGUAUCCUCUCCUCUUUUGGGAUCUGCAUCGCCACUGUCGGGAUGAAGUGCACCCGGCUGGGAGGGAACAGAGACACCAAAAGCCACACUUCAUUUGCAGGAGGAGUCUUCUUUAUCCUUGCAGGAAUAUUUGGAUUGAUACCAACAGCCUGGUACACCAGGGAGAUCAUUUCAAAUUUUCUGGACCCAACCGUCCCAGAAAGCAGUAAACACGAACCGGGAGGAGCAGUUUACAUCGGAUUCAUUUCAGCAGGUCUUCUGCUCACUGCAGGUGCCAUCUUUGGCACUUCCUGUUUUAAAAAACAGCAGAGGGCAUGGAUUUACCCUAACAAGCCACAGCAACCAUUCCCAGGUGCUCAGCAAGAAAACACUACAGGUUACAACCUGAAAGACUAUGUGUAAAUACAGUGGUGGGUCUGCUGGAAAGGGAGGGGGGUCUGUUUACUGUACAUUUGGUUGUGAUUUUAAAUACCAACAGUUUUCUCUUCUUGAUGUAAGGCAUGUCACUCAAUUUUGACAAAGUACUUUUUUUAAAGAAAGUAAAUUAAAUAAGUUAUUGUUGGCAUUGCUUUGCAACUGAAUUUUAAAAGAAAAGAACAAAAGGAAGAGUACAAAUAUUUGGUUUUACAUAAAAAUACAGUUCAUAUCUACAAUAUGCCACUUUAAUUUCCCCCAAGAAUUCAACUUUAAUUAUGAUAUUACUUAAACCUACUCUGUCUGUCUAUAAAAUCCCAUGAUUUGUUUUUAAACUGUGGCAACAUUUCUUCAGUGUUAAUUUCCAUUUGCUAUGGUUAACUGUAUUUCUUCAUUAAUAAAACAAACCCACCCUAAUAUGAUUGUAUGCACAUGCUAAAGAGACAUGGCCAUUCAGUUGUUGCCAAAACCCAAAGUACUCCCAACAUCCCACUACCUGCAGCAGCUUCCAUUUUUAUUUCAAAAUAAUUCUCUACUUAAUGGUCUGCUGCUAAUUUAAGGUUAUGCACCUACCAAGGCUAAGAAACAGGUAUGUCAAUCAUGCUGCAUUUAUAAUUGAAGUAAAAGUUUUAACCCUCCAAGUUCAAUAUUUAAGUACUUUUAAAUAUUUUGUUUUCAUGA
Molecule: messenger RNA, 1678 nt
Organism: Sceloporus undulatus (fence lizard)
Lineage: Eukaryota; Metazoa; Chordata; Lepidosauria; Squamata; Phrynosomatidae
Gene: CLDN20
Product: claudin 20
Exons: 1
Coding region: 323-985 (220 amino acids)
Biological process (GO): bicellular tight junction assembly; cell adhesion
Cellular component (GO): plasma membrane; bicellular tight junction
Molecular function (GO): structural molecule activity
Source: RefSeq, a predicted model, not a curated record